This is a messenger RNA of Galeopterus variegatus (Sunda flying lemur), 1893 nucleotides long. RefSeq names its product enabled homolog (Drosophila) (gene ENAH). The coding region runs from base 28 to 1893 and encodes 621 amino acids. Gene Ontology annotation, biological process: axon guidance; actin polymerization-dependent cell motility; actin polymerization or depolymerization. The transcript is spliced from 18 exons. Gene Ontology annotation, molecular function: profilin binding; SH3 domain binding. The record is from RefSeq and is a predicted model, not a curated record. Lineage: Eukaryota; Metazoa; Chordata; Mammalia; Dermoptera; Cynocephalidae.
CGGGAAAGCCUCGGCGCGGCCGGCACCAUGAGUGAACAGAGUAUCUGUCAGGCAAGAGCUGCUGUGAUGGUUUAUGAUGAUGCCAAUAAGAAGUGGGUGCCUGCUGGUGGCUCAACUGGGUUCAGCAGAGUUCAUAUAUAUCACCAUACAGGCAACAACACAUUCAGAGUGGUGGGCAGGAAGAUUCAGGACCAUCAGGUCGUGAUAAAUUGUGCCAUUCCUAAAGGGUUGAAGUACAAUCAAGCUACACAGACCUUCCACCAAUGGCGAGAUGCUAGACAGGUGUAUGGUCUCAACUUUGGCAGCAAAGAGGAUGCCAAUGUCUUCGCAAGUGCCAUGAUGCAUGCCUUAGAAGUGUUAAAUUCACAGGAAACAGCCCAGAGCAAGGUUACUGCUACCCAGGACAGCACUAAUUUGCGAUGUAUUUUCUGUGUGUUCUAUUUAGGGCCAACAUUGCCUAGACAAAAUUCACAACUACCUGCCCAAGUUCAAAAUGGCCCAUCCCAAGAAGAAUUGGAAAUUCAAAGAAGGCAACUACAAGAACAGCAACGACAAAAGGAGCUGGAGCGGGAAAGGCUGGAGAGAGAAAGAAUGGAAAGAGAAAGGUUGGAGAGAGAGAGGUUAGAAAGGGAACGGCUGGAACAGGAGCAGCUGGAGCGAGAGAGACAAGAAAGGGAAAGGCAGGAACGCCUGGAGCGGGAGCGGCAGGAGAGACAGCAGGAGCGGGAGAGGCAGGAGAGGGAGCGACAAGAGCAGCUGGAAAGGGAGCAGCUGGAAUGGGAGAGAGAGCACAGAGUAUCAAACGCUGCUGCCCCUGCCUCUGUUGAGACUCCUCUAAACUCUGUGCUGGGAGACUCCUCUGCUUCUGAGCCAGGCUUGCAGGCAGCCUCUCAGCCGGCCGAGACUCCAGCCCAGCAGGGCACUGUCUUGGGAUCACCUGCACCUCCACCCCCUCCACCACUCCCACCAGGCCCUGUCCAGGCUUCAGUAGCACUCCCUCCUCCCCCAGGACCCCCUCCACCACCUCCACUUCCAUCAUCUGGGCCUCCACCGCCGCCUCCACCCCCUCUUCCUAAUCAAGUACCCCCUCUUCCUCCACCACCUCCGGCCCCUCCACUCCCUGCAUCCGGCUUUUUUGGGGGAUCCAUGUCAGAAGACAAUCGCCCUUUAACUGGACUUGCAGCUGCAAUUGCUGGAGCAAAACUUAGGAAAGUGUCACGGAUGGAGGAUGCCCCUUUUCCAAGUGGAGGGAAUACCAUUGGUGUGAACUCGGCCUCAUCUAAAACAGAUACGGGUCGUGGAAAUGGACCCCUUCCUUUAGGGGGUAGUGGUUUAAUGGAAGAAAUGAGUGCCCUGCUGGCCAGGAGGAGAAGAAUUGCUGAAAAGGGAUCAACUAUAGAAACAGAACAGAAAGAGGACAAAAGUGAAGAUUCAGAGCCUGUAACUUGUAAGGCCUCUUCAACAAGUAUACCUGAACCAACAAGAAAACCUUGGGAAAGAGCAAAUGCAAUGAAUGGCAGCAAGUCACCUGUUAUCUCCAGACGGGAUUCUGCAAGGAAAAAUCAGAUUGUUUUUGACAACAGGUCCUAUGAUUCAUUACACAGACCAAAAUCCACACCCUCAUCACAGCCCAGUGCCAAUGGAGUCCAGACAGAAGGACUCGAUUACGACAGGCUGAAGCAGGACAUUUUAGAUGAAAUGAGAAAAGAAUUAACAAAACUAAAAGAAGAGCUCAUUGAUGACGGUCGUUGGGAGCAGUUAUGUUGGUACCACCUGGAUUUGCGCAUGUGCCACAAGGUCAUCAGUCGUUUCCUCUGCCCCCCUGAUCUGACGACUCCAGAGAGCAGGACACCCCACUUCCGGAAGAUCAUCAGCAAACGCCAAGAUGUUUAG